Molecule: messenger RNA, 6341 nt
Organism: Mya arenaria
Lineage: Eukaryota; Metazoa; Mollusca; Bivalvia; Myida; Myidae
Exons: 8
Coding region: 85-1131 (348 amino acids)
Biological process (GO): response to reactive oxygen species
Molecular function (GO): RNA ligase (ATP) activity
Source: RefSeq, a predicted model, not a curated record
UGACGAUGAUUUUUCAAAAUGGCUGCGCCCAUGGGUGCCUUAAAUUGAUAGCCCUGGAGCUGGUAAGUUGAAACUCUUUGGAACAUGGAGGCUCUUGGGUCUGUCCAGAAGAAAAUCUCGUGUGUGUUUGAGACGGCCGUAUUUGAUGAACCGUCAGCUAAACGUGAGCAUCAGACAUAUCGGGUUGCUGCCACUAACACAAUCAAAGUUCGAGCUCUGGAAAAUGACAUUCAAACUGCUGUUGCAACAGAAAAGUUAGAUGGGACUUGUUGUUACAUUUCAGAAUUUGAAGGAAAUCCAUGGCUGUGGGCUAGAUUUGACCGUAAGCCAACAAAGGGCGCAGAGAAGAAGUUCCGUAAAUGGCAGAUAGGACGACAGAAACAUGGAAAGCAAGGGGAGGGAGAAUCGAGUAACCUUUCACCUACAUUCAAGUGGGACAUUCUAAAAGACUUUAAGGAAACUCCCCAGUACUGGAUCCCAGCUUCAGGAGUAGAGAUUGUGGAUGGUUCCCCUAUACCAGAUGACAUCGGCCACACGCCAGGUUGGGUACCAAUCUCUUCAUCGUCACGACCUCACUGCUGGCACCUGCAGGCUGUGGACCUGAAGGCUGGCCUGGCUUUGGUUCUACGGGAGGAGUUAGGAGGCGGUUUGUUUGUGGAGUGCGUCAAUCUGUCCAGCUUGACUGGUCAUACCGCGGAGCUCAUAGGUACAAACAUCAACGGAAAUCCAUAUGGUCUAGGCACAAAGAAGAACCCAAUCCAUCUGCUUGUAAUCCACGGGACCAUCAAGGUAGAGAAUGCCCCGCCAAUCUCCUUGGAAGACAUUAGGGCAUGGUUCAAGGGGUCGGGGCAGGUGGAAGGUAUCGUCUGGCAUUGUGCCAACGGGACACUUUUCAAGGUUCACAGGAACCAUGUGUCCCUGAAAUGGCCAGUUUCUGAUCCGACCUUGACCUUGAGACCUGUGAAAAUAUCCAUGGAUACCAAUGACCUUGAUAUUGAAAAUGACUUCAUAGCAACCAUGGCCAAACUGAAUGGACACACUUGUGACAGCUUGAAAGAUCUGGAGAGAAUUGUGUCAGAGUUGGACAAUAUUGAUGGAGAUUGUGAUCAGAAGAAUGAUGAAAAGUCAUAGCGUUUUUUCCAAGAUCUUUCUUGAAACUUGGGUCCAGUUACAUGCUUUUAUGGCUUUAUUUUAAUUCUCUCACAGUUUUCAUUAAACCAUUCUUUACAAUUGGGUCCAUAUCUUAUUGAAAGAGAUGCUUUUUUACUGCCUGAAAUUUCAAAUUGUGAUUGAUAAACCAUAAACCAUUAUCAUUGCAUCUUAUAUAAAAUAAAACAUUAAUGUUUUAGGUACAGACAAUUCUUCUUGAUCUUUUAUGUACAUUUUAUAAUGGCAUUUAAGAUCUUCUAAAUAAUCAUGUGCUUUUUUGCAUGACACAAAAUUUCAUCAUAAAGGGUAUUUGUGGGUUCUACAUUGAAAGUGAUUAUUUCACUUUCUAUAAGGCCAGACAUCAAGUUGUUUGUAAUUUUAUGUUUAAGGUAAAGAAAAUGCUUGCUUUAAUGAUGAGGCAUCAUCAAAAAUCCAAGUUAGAGGUCUCAUGUUAAUAAUUUCUCAAAGAUGUUGACAGUUAAUGUUCUAAAAAAGUAAGUAACGCUAUUGAAAAUUGAAUAAUUUUUGGCCUGUAUUUAUUAAAUUAAAUUUAAAUGAGUAUGCCAGUUCCUGUUUAGUGUUUGUUCAUGAUAAUUUUUAUUAUGUAAAAUAACUCAUUUUCAUUAUACCCCCACAAACGAAGUUUGAGGGGGUAUAUAGGAGUGAGCUUGUCGGUUGGUCGGUCGGUUUUCAUGGUUUCCGGACGAUAACUCAUGAAAGGCUGGACAGAUUUGAAAAUUUUUUGGUACACAGGUGUAACUUCAGAAGAUACAGGUCAAGUUCGAUAUUGGGGCUGGUGGGGCCAAGGUCAAGGUCACUGUUACUAAAAAUAGAAAAACGGUUUCCGGACGAUAACUCAUGAAAGGCUGGACAGAUUUGAAAAAAUUUUGGUACACAGGUGUAACAUCAGAAGAUACAGGUCAAGUUCGAUAUUGGGGCUGGUGGGGCCAAGGUCAAGGUCACUGUUACUAAAAAUAGAAAAACGGUUUCCGGAUGAUAACUCAUGAAAGGCUUGACAGAUUUGAAAAAAUUUUGGUACCCCGGUGUAACAUCAGAAGAUACAGGUCAAUUAUGAUAUUGGGGCUGGUGGGGCCAAGGUCAAGGUCACUGUUACUAAAAAUAGAAAAACGGUUUCUGGACGAUAACUCAUGAAAGGCUUGACAGAUUUGAAAAAAUUUUGGUACACAGUAGUAACAUCAGAAGAUACAGGUCAAGUUCGAUAUUGGGGCUGGUGGGGUCAAGGUCACUGUUACUAAAAAUAGAAAAACGGUUUCCGGACGAUAACUCAUGAAAGGCUUGACAGAUUUGAACAUUUUUUGGUACACAGGUGUAACAUCAGAAGAUACAGGUCAAGUUCAAUAUUGGGGCUGGUGGGGCCAAGGUCAAGGUCACUGUUACUAAAAAUAGAAAAACGGUUUCCGGACGAUAACUCAUGAAAGGCUUGACAGAUUUGAAAAAUUUUUGGUACACAGGUGUAACAUCAGAAGAUACAGGUCAAGUUCGAUAUUGGGGCUGGUGGGGUCAAGGUCACUGUUACUAAAAAUAGAAAAGCGGUUUCUGGAUGAUAACUGAUGAAAGGCUUGACAGAUUUGAAAUUUUUUUGGUACAUAGGUGUAACAUCAGAAGAUACAGGUCAAGUUCGAUAUUGGGGCUGGUGGGGCCAAGGUCAAGGUCACUGUUACUAAAAAAAGAAAAACGGUUUCUGGACGAUAACUCAUGAAAGGCUAAACGGAUUUGAACAAUUUUUGGUACACAGGUGUAACAUCAGAAGAUACAGGUCAAGUUCGAUAUUGGGGCUGGUGGGGCCAAGGUCAAGGUCACUGUUACUAAAAAUAGAAAAACGGUUUCCGGACGAUAACUCAUGAAAGGCUUGACAGAUUUGAAAAAUUUUUGGUACACAGGUGUAACAUCAGAAGAUACAGGUCAAGUUCGAUAUUGGGGCUGGUGGGGCCAAGGUCAAGGUCACUGUUACUAAAAAAGAAAAACGGUUUCUGGACGAUAACUCAUGAAAGGCUAAACGGAUUUGAAAAUUUUUUCGUACACAGGUGUAACAUCAGAAGAUACAGAUCAAGUUCGAUAUUGGGGCUGGUGGGGUCAAGGUCACUGUUACUAAAAAUAGAAAAACGGUUUCCGGACGAUAACUCAUGAAAGGCUUGACAGAUUUGAACAUUUUUUGGUACACAGGUGUAACAUCAGAAGAUACAGGUCAGGUUCGAUAUUGGGGCUGGUGGGGCCAAGGUCAAGGUCACUGUUACUAAAAAUAGAAAAAUGGUUUCUGCUUCAUAACUUUAAUUGGGCAUGAGAUAUUGUGAUGAAACUUGCUGUAUAGGCAGCCUCUGUGAAGACAAUACUUGUGAUUGAAAAUGGGGCCAGUGGAGUAAAGGUUUUUGUGCACUGUUACGAAAAUAGAAAAACGGUUUCUGGACAAACAAUACAUGCAUGAUAAAAGAAGAUGCAGUGUGCAGUAACCUUGGAGUUAUGGCCUCUUUUCAAAGGAAUGGUUUGCCAUUCCUGUGUCCAGGCGGCAUUUGGGGGUAUUCGUCACUCCUGUGACAGCUCUAGUUAAUGCUUAAAAAAAAAUCCAGUAUAUAAUUUUUUGCUUAGUAUGUUAUUUAUUUAUUUCAUAUUCGUUUCAAGUACAGCUGAUAUUUCAUGUCGAUAUCUAUUUCAAAAUAAAUUUGUGUAUCUUAUAUUAAAUCAUUGAUUUUUAGCUCUACUGGCCAAAGGCCAGAAGAGCUUAUGCGAUGGUAAUGUGUACGUAGUAUGUGCGGUCGUGCGUCCAUGCGGUCGUGCGUCUGUAAACAAUUGCUUGUGAACACGAUACAGUCUUCAGUUUUGAUUGUAUCUCGAUGAAACUUGUACAGUAUAUAGAUAUCCAUUAGAGCUCGGUUCCUUUCGAAAACCAGCCAGAUCCGUCCAUAAAUGCCUAGAUUAUAGGCCAUGAAAGUUCGUGCGUCCAUGCAGUCGUGCGUCUGUAAACAAUUGCUUGUGAACACGAUACAGUCUUCAGUUUUGAUUGUAUCUCGAUGAAACUUGUACAGUAUAUAGAUAUCCAUUAGAGCUCGGUUCCUUUCGAAAACCAGCCAGAUCCGUCCAUAAAUGCCUAGGUUAUGGGCCAUGAAAGUUUUAAAAAAUGCUUUCUAUUUUUAGCCAGGUCUGCAUGAGCGAAUUCUAUUUUUAGCCAAGUUUACAUGUACAUGUAAAUUCAAGUCUAGAGUUAAGGGAGACAAUUUGCAAGUCUAGGAUUUUGAGAGACAAUUUGCGUUUUGCUUCUGCAGCUGAUCUUGUGAAUUACUCUGCCUUGUUCUUGUUGAAAGCCCAAAGGCCAUUUUUUAGCUUUAAGUUCUGUAGUUUGCACAUUCAUCUUAACAAAAUUGGUUGUGAAUGUUUAAGUUAUGCACCUGGUGUCAUUACUGGCCACACCCAGGGUUCACAGGUUUGGUUAACAUAAAUCUGGAAAGGUUUGAAAAUCUUUUUGUGUGUUCGUGCAUCCAUCUCAGCACAAUUGAUUGUGAAUGUUUGUUCAAAUUGAUCAAUGUUGUCCUAGGAUGCCCUUGACUUUGACCUUUUGACCAACUUUUUUUAACUUCUAAAACUACAGAAAUUUUUACUAUGAGUACAGUUUUGAAAGCAUUUUUUUUUUGUCAGAUGACUUUUACUUGGCACAUAUUAAAAUAGUUCAUGCAACUAAUCUGCUUACAAUACUUUCUGGGCUCAGAUGUUGAACGUGCUACGUUUUCAGGUAACCCAAACACAAAACAUAAAGUAUAUGUCUGUUGCCUUUUGCCCAUACAUACAUGCUCUGGAUUGAUAUGACUACAAAAGCCAUGCCAGUAGAGCAUAGGCCCUUUUGGGCCUCUUGUUUAUAAUGGCCAGAAAUUUAGGGUACAUUUAAGUGUUAAGUUUUAUAACAUUUUAGCUUGAUUGUGCUGAAAGAUUAUAGAAUAUCUUGGAAUUUGUUUCCCGUGCAGAAACCAGUGCAGGUGUCCUUGAAAACAAAAGUAUUCUUGACAUAAGUCCUUGACACUUUCGAUGUUUGAGGUAUGGAAACAACCUCGCGUUAAAAAUAGAUUAACUUGAAUGUUGGUUUUUGGAGGUUUUGUUUAUGAAUGGAUAAUGGACAACUUGUAUUCAAUAUUUUGCUUGUCUUUUGUUGUUUUCAAAGAUAAAAGUUAAAGUGUUUUGAUAGCUUUUUUUGGCAUUGCUGACGUCUGGGAGUAGGAUUUGUUAUUGGUCCCAGCUGACAUGGACAACUUGAGCAGCAUCGGUGUGCAAAAACUUAAACCUUGGCCGGAACUCAAAAGCUGGUAAUGAUGGUCAAAUGGAAAGUUUAACACAUAUUGUCAGCCCGAAAAAGUAUGCAUUUGUGUAAGCAAGGCCCAUAACUUCUUGCUUUAAUAAUUGUUGAGUUAUGCCCCUUUUCAGCUUAAAAAAGGCAUUGGCAUCCACUAUUGGUGCUCUGGUAAUCUGCCCGUAUGUUCACUGUAAAGUUGAUUGAUGUAACUUUUUACAUUAAUCUGAAAAAAGGUUCUGAAAUUAUUUUCCCCACUUUGAAUUAGAACAGUUAUACCUUUUAUCAUGAUCUUAAAAAUUACAAUCCAUUGUGUAAUUUCUUUCUUUUGUGAUAUUUAUAUGGAUUAAAAAAAUAAACUUGUGACUCUGAAGGGAAAAAAUGUCUUUGGACUUAACUUAAGCUAGGCAUACCAAUGAUACCAGUAUACUUACAGGUUCUUUAGUUCAGGAUAAAUCCUAAAAUUGGGAUUGGAGCUUUUAACAUCAGACUAUUGUACAGUUGUUUUUGCUCAGAGGUCUGCAUUAAAAAUAGUAUAUUAGGAAGUACCUUGUAAUUAAUAUAAAUAACUUGGGGAAAACGAAUUCAAAAGGGGUCUGUUUGAGUAUGAGAGAUUUAUUCCUUAAGAAAGGCAAAGGGGAUUAGACCACUUUGAACAAUUUUAAGAGGUCUUUACUCUUUUACCGUGCUUUAGGCAUGAAUCCCUCAUACUCAAACAGACCCUGGCUAUUUUUUAGGAUUAAAAAUUAUCAGCUGUUAGAAACUCUGAUGCUGUUUUUUCACUUUGUAUAUGUUCUAUGUCAAAAACCUAUUUGUUAAACUCGGUAUGUUGUUUUAUGCGAAAAGUAGUAUUUUGUUGUGGUGGAGAGUUUGUCAGUACGGUAUUAAACUUGAAAAGAUA